Molecule: messenger RNA, 1315 nt
Organism: Galeopterus variegatus (Sunda flying lemur)
Lineage: Eukaryota; Metazoa; Chordata; Mammalia; Dermoptera; Cynocephalidae
Product: dual specificity protein phosphatase 22-like
Exons: 7
Coding region: 318-626 (102 amino acids)
Biological process (GO): transforming growth factor beta receptor signaling pathway; positive regulation of JNK cascade; regulation of cell population proliferation
Cellular component (GO): cytosol
Source: RefSeq, a predicted model, not a curated record
GCGCCACAGAGGUCCUUCCUCUGGGCCAUGGACAGAGUGAACAACCUGGAGGGGAAGGAACAGAUGCGAGAGAUGCAGAACAGUUGAGCAAGAACAAGGUAACACAUAUCCUGUCUGUCCACGAUAGUGCCCGGCCUUUGUUGGAGGGAGUUAAAUACCUGUGCAUUCCAGCAGCAGAUUCACCAUCUCAAAACCUGGCGAGACAUUUCAAGGAAAGUAUUAAAUUCAUUCACGAGUGCCGGCUCCGUGGCGAGGGCUGUCUUGUCCACUGCCUGGCUGGUGUCUCCAGGAGUGUGACACUAGUGAUCGCGUACAUCAUGACAGUCACCGACUUUGGCUGGGAGGAUGCCCUAAACACCGUGCGUGCAGGCAGAUCCUGUGCCAACCCCAACCUGGGCUUCCAGAGGCAGCUCCAGGAGUUUGAGAAGCAUGAAGUCCACCAGUAUCGACAAUGGCUGAAGGAAGAAUAUGGAGAGAGCCCUUUACGGGAUGCAGAAGAUGCCAAGAACAUUCUGGGUAAAUAUAAAGAGCAAGGGCGUGCGGAGCCCCAGCCUGGUGCGAGGCGGUGGAGCAGCUUUCCGGCCCUGCCUCCUCUGGCCUACAAUACCUAUACGACGGAGACCUAAUGCAGCGGGAUCUGGUGCCUUCCCUCCCGCCACCUGUCUUCAGCAUGCUCCAGCCACGGUGGGGGACUGCAGGCUGCUGCUGCCCUCCAGGACUGGAAAGGGAGGAGGAACACCCUGGGCUCCUUGCCAGCAACUCCGAGGAUUCAGAAGCACUGGGUCUUUCUCAGAAGACUGUAAUGUACCUGAAGUUUCUGAAAUAUUGCAAAGCCACAGGGUUUAGGCUGGUGCUGCCAAAAAGAAAAGCUACCUAGAGUUUAUUUUUUAAGUAUCCAACAGUGAUGUGUAAACUUGUUUAUUUUUCGUUUUAAACCAAGUACAUGUGUAAUUAUGUCAUAACAUGUUGAGAACUAAGGAUGUUCUUUAGCAAGAGAAAAUAAUUUUACCUUAACUCCACUGUCGUGGCUCUGUCUUUAUGCCUGCUUGGAUGCCUGUAAAACAGUCUUAAGAGCCCCUUGCACUAUUCCGGUUACUCUUUAGCAAUCGGGAUUGCUUCUCAUGAACAGCUUUACUUGGGGAGGGACCCAGUGCCCAGGGAUUGUGCCACACAAACUCUGCCCACAUGUUCUUAAGUGCCCUCACUGGGGAAGUUUCUCCUGGUGCGUGUUUUAUCCAUGGUUUGUGUUCUCCGUGGUGGAAUUUACCAAAAGCCACACAUUUUCGUUAAUAAAGGGCAGCUUGGCUGAGCAUAA